CUUUUUCCAGCUCCUCCAUUCGCGGGGCCAGAGUGCCAGAAGGAGGCGGGACUAGCAGGAGGCUGAGACCUAUGCCCAGCAGGGUACAACGUUCCACUGUGUACUUGGUCGGAUGAUUCAGCAGAAGUGAUCCUUGUCCCCAGGAUUAGCAAGCCCUGAGAGCAACUCCUUUCCUCCAGUUGUGAUUACAGGAUUCUGCUGUGAUUUAUCCAGGCCCUUCCAUGCAAACUUUAUUUAUGGUCUGCAUUAUGUCUGGAGCCGGCAGUCAGCUUGCUCUUUUCCUCUUCGGCUGCUACGUGGUUGCCCUGGGAGUCCACACCGAGGAACCACGCGUGGCCCAGCACUCUGAGGCUGAACACUACGUGGCUGCUGUGUACGAGCACCAGUCAAUCUUCACUCCCAGCCCUCUAGCACUCGUGGGCCGCAAGCAGGCCUUGGACCUAAUGAACCAGAACCUCGACAUCUAUGAACAGCAAGUAAUGACCGCAGCCCAAAAGGGUGUACAGAUUAUAGUGUUUCCAGAAGAUGGCAUUCAUGGAUUCAACUUUACAAGAACAUCUGUUUACCCAUUUUUGGAUUUCAUGCCGUCUCCCCAGUUGGUCAGGUGGAAUCCUUGCCUGGAGCCCCACCGAUUCAAUGACACAGAGGUCCUCCAGCGCCUGAGUUGCAUGGCCAUCAAGGGCAAUAUGUUCCUGGUGGCCAAUCUUGGGACCAAGCAGCCUUGCCAUAACAAUGACCUGGGGUGCCCACAUGAUGGAAGAUACCAGUUUAACACAAAUGUCGUGUUCAGCAACAACGGAACCCUUGUUGACCGCUAUCGCAAACACAACCUCUACUUUGAGGCAGCUUUUGAUACCCCUCUCAAAGUGGAUCACAUCAUCUUUGAUACCCCUUUUGCUGGCAAAUUUGGCAUCUUCACCUGCUUUGAUAUAUUGUUUUUUGACCCUGCCAUUAGACUCCUCAGAGACUCUGAGGUGAAGCACGUCGUAUAUCCUACUGCCUGGAUGAACCAGCUCCCACUCUUGGCAGCCAUUCAGAUUCAGAGAGCUUUUGCCAUUGCCUUUGGUAUCAACCUGCUGGCUGCCAACAUCCACCACCCAUCUCUGGGGAUGACCGGAAGUGGCAUACACAGCCCUCGGAAGUCCUUUUGGCACCAUGACAUGGAAAACGCCACUGGUCAUCUUAUAAUUGCACAGGUAGCCAGAAAUCCACUGGGUCUCAUUGGUCCAGAGAAUGCCACAGGUAAAACGAACCCAUCUCGUAGUAAGUUUUUAGAAAUCUUGGCAGGUGAUCCAUACUGUGAAAAGGAUGCUCAGGAAGUCCAUUGUGAUGGAGCCACCAAGUGGAACAUGAACACUCCUCCUCUGUUUCAUUCGGAGAUGAUGUAUGACAAUUUCACCCUGGUCCCUGUGUGGGGAAAGGAAGGCUACCUCCGCGUCUGUGCAAACGGCCUCUGCUGUUACUUGCUUUACCAGCGGCCCACUUUGUCCAAAGAGCUGUAUGCCCUGGGGGUCUUUGACGGUCUUCACACUGUGCACGGCACUUACUAUGUUCAAGUUUGUGCCCUGGUCAAGUGUGGGGGUCUUGGCUUUAACACCUGUGGGCAGGAGAUCACAGAGGCCACAGGGAUAUUUGACUUCCACCUAUGGGGGAACUUCAGUACUUCCUAUAUCUUUCCUCUGCUUCUUACCUCAGGGAUGUCCCUGGAAACCCCUGAUCAGCUUGGCUGGGAGAAUGACUACUCCUUCCUGAGCAAGAGCGGACUGUCCUCUGGCCUAGUGACGGCAGCUCUCUACGGGCGGCUGUAUGAGAGGGACUAGGGCAGCGUGGGGUGGGCAGCCCUGCACUUGCCCAGACCACAGCUCACAAGCACUGGGACCACCUCUCUGCCCCACAGCCCGUUGUGGGAGCUGUGGGAUGAGGUAGGAGAGGCACCUUCCCCCAUUGUCUUUUCCUCUUUGACGUGGAUUAUCGAGUCUUUUCUGGUAUUCCCUGCUCCCGUUUCUCUUUUUCAAGCCGUAUCUUCCUCCAGCAAACCUCUCAUUAUACAAUUGGUUUUAAGAGCUAAAAUAAAAAUGCCAGUUUAUAUUUUACACAUCCACAAAA
Molecule: messenger RNA, 2106 nt
Organism: Herpailurus yagouaroundi (jaguarundi)
Lineage: Eukaryota; Metazoa; Chordata; Mammalia; Carnivora; Felidae
Gene: BTD
Product: biotinidase
Exons: 5
Coding region: 222-1820 (532 amino acids)
Biological process (GO): biotin metabolic process
Molecular function (GO): hydrolase activity, acting on carbon-nitrogen (but not peptide) bonds, in linear amides
Source: RefSeq, a predicted model, not a curated record